UGCAAAUAGCGGCAUGACACCCAUGGCAGCGUCGGCGCAUCGCCGUCGCCGAGCGCGCCGGUGGACAUCCAGAUAUCAUCCAGGCGCAACAGAAUCGGCUCCGGUGCCAGCGGGAGCACGGGCCAGCCGCGCAAGGGCGGCCCCUCGCGAUGUGAAGCUUCCAGUUGCGGCGGCGGUCCGCGUGCGGCGACACCGGCCCGGUGUACAUGUCCGAGCUCAUCGGCGACGGACCCGGUGGAACGGCGCCUGCGACGAUGUACUCUACCUUCUCCUUCACUGUGCCCGAGCAACGGACCGCCUCCCUCAUGUCCGCUGCGCCCAGCGGCAGCCUGCCUCCCUCGCCUCCGCGACAUGCCGGCGGCCGCCCGGCCGUCCUCUUUUCCGGGGCGGCGCGGCGUGGGUCUUCGCGGGUCCACGCGAGACGCCGAGUCAACGGCGCUCGCGAUUGGAGCGCUGCCUGCGUCCCCUGGUGAAAACGAGCUAGAAGUACUACGAGCCGGUGGAAUGCGACGAGGAGCGGGGCCAAGUCAGCAACGGCGACGAGCAAACGUCACCGCCUUCCACGCGCGGGCGCCGCAACGCCGACCUGUAGGCCCGUGGCCCGUCAGUCUCAGGCCGCCGCGGCAUCCCUGGAGGAGCGAGGGCCGUCGGCGGCGCGAGAGGGGAGCGGGAGCCAGCGGAUGCACGCGGGAACUCGUCGGGGGAUCACACGGGGCCAUGGCUGCGAAUCUAGCGGAGGUCAUCGGCGGCAGUGUCACCUUGUCGCCGACGGCCAUGUCGCCGGCCAAAAUGUUUGCAGGGAGCUCCAAGCUAGAGACAUUCUCGACGCCUUUUGAGAUGAAACAAUGAAUAGUGCUCUUCGCGAAAUGAUUGAGAUGGCAUAACCAUGCACUCUGCCGCCCAUCUCUCUUUCAAAAACCAUGGCCUUAGUCGUCCUGUAUAUGAGUAUACAAUAUAAAUGAAGGCUGGAUGAGUUGGAUGUGCCAUGCUACUGGAAUGUUGGCAGCUUUAACAAAUGAGAGUGCAACAAGCAAAUCUGUAUAUUUUGCUCGUUGCACAUCAGAGAUGAUAUUCAUUACUCACGUGCUAACAGAACAACCUGAGAAACUUGCUGGUCCUCUGCUGGCUGACACUUAUGUAAUUUUCCUAAGAGGUCACAGAUUAUGGUAUGAACAAAUGCUUGCCAAGGGAGAGUUGAGUCCUGACAUGGGUGAUAGUAUCAAGGGAAAGGGAAUGAUUCAGGGUGUCUCUGCCGUUGGUGCAUUUUUCGAGCUGCUUAGUCAACCCAGCUUAAGUGUGCAACACCCAGGAGAAAACAAGCAGGUUGCUCCGGCCGGACUAUACCCAAUCUUGAAGAGGCUUUACAGAAUAUUGAUAAAAAGGGAGCUCCCAGGAAGAGAUAUUCUCUAAGCCUUGAGGGAUGAAACGAUGAAUGAUCCUCGCGAAAGGAUUAAGAUGGCACAAAGCCAUGCAUUCUACCGCAGUACCGCCCAUCUCUCCUUGGAAAACCACCAUGAUCUUGUUAGUCUUUGUAUACUAGUAGAACAUAAAUGAAGGUGGGAUGAGAUCAAAUCCGCCAAGCUACCGAUCAUUCUUGAUCGAGCUUGGAGCAUGCCUGUGUUUGAGCUAUAGGGGCUCUGUCAAUUGUGGAAUUCUUUGUGCUCCUUCAUUGCCAUGUUGUACAAGAGAUUACUGAAUCAAUAAACUUUAUGAUGGCCUGUUAUAUGAACA
Setaria italica (foxtail millet) is the source of this 1731-nucleotide messenger RNA. Its product is annotated as probable glycerol-3-phosphate dehydrogenase [NAD(+)] 1, cytosolic. Lineage: Eukaryota; Viridiplantae; Streptophyta; Magnoliopsida; Poales; Poaceae. Gene Ontology annotation, molecular function: oxidoreductase activity. Gene Ontology annotation, cellular component: cytosol. Gene Ontology annotation, biological process: glycerol-3-phosphate metabolic process. The record is from RefSeq and is a predicted model, not a curated record. The transcript has 5 exons. The coding region runs from base 970 to 1410 and encodes 146 amino acids.